AUAGCGCGAUAUAGCAGACGACACUUAGCCGCUUAACAGAGAAGAACAUUUUUUAAUAUAAUUCAAAAUAAUUGUCAUACAACAUUAUUGAUGUUGAUUUGAAUAACAUUAUUGACUAUAUUUAAAGAAGUGAAAAUAAUUUAGUGAUUGAAUGCUUGAGUUAUAUGAAACUGUUGCUGUUUUAUUGGGAAAUGUGUUAGCAUAAACAAUUUUCAUAAAGAUCGACUCUAAUUGGAAAGUUGUGUUAGAUGAAGUGGAUGAAUUAAUUUUAAAACUAUUGUGGACACAUUGAGAGGAAGAAUUUCAAUUUAAAUUGCAGCGUAACCUGACUAGGACAGAACUCAUCUAUUAUCUCCAGGUAUAAAGAGGUACAGUACUCUGUUAUCAGUCACAGUGGCGUAAUAUCUACUUCUGGAUUGUUCAUAAACUGCUUGAAACGUUUUAUCAGGGACACGUACCACAAACCAUCUAUAGAUAACUAGCCUAUAGUUUGGGUCAUCAUCGAUAAAUAAACAAUCAGUACUCUGUCAAGUACGCAAAAAUCGGACAGCUAAGAUGGCUACCCAAACACUAUCUCGAGUCCCGCCGAUAGGAAGUGAUAAGGCACGAGGAUCUCACGCAGACGACAACUUUUCACCGAGAAAACCCACUCAGUCGCCAGUGUUUAUUCCUCCAAACGAAUUCAGAAUGAAACUUUUGAAAAGGAUAUUAUCCGUGGACGGCACAAUAGACAAUAAAGCUUUGCACAAACUACAGAAAUCUUCAAGUGAAAGAACUCUUCAGGCAAAUAUUUUGUUUCAAAACGGCGAUGUCGGGACAUUGAUAUCAUUUGACCGACUUAAUGAUGAUAAUGAAAAGAAAGACGACGAAAAGGACGAAUCUGAACAAGGACUUCCAAGUUUGAAACCCGAAGAAACAGAGAAACAAGACCGACCAAAGGAUGGCGUGAAACGAGAAAGACCGUUGAAACUGCCGCCAAUAAUGUUACCACCGGUUUACACACUGACACCUCGUCCUUUAAUGUUACGGGAUUAUUCCGGACCACCGUGUAUACCGCCACCAACACGGGACGAAGACUGGGAAGACCUCGAGGACUGUCGCUACUUGCGACCUGCCAAAAAACAAUUUAAAACAUCAAAUGACUAUAAAAGUUUUUUACUCUCAAAUGGCUCUACCAGAUAGAAGUGCAAUACCGCUAUAUACAAAACUUUGUAUAGGUUGCUUUAAAACCAAAGAUACUGGGACCACGGAUGGUCGGAGAGAAGGAGGGUAAUAGCUUGCAUUUAUAUAAAUUUGUAAAUGUGAGAUAUGGUGCUAACAGAACGUUGACAUUUAAAAGACACUUUGUUUAGAAAAUACAUCAAUAUGACAUUUAUAGAAGAGUGACAGCGGAUUUCAUGUAUAUAUAAAUUCCGUGCUUCCAUUCACAAAUGUUAUGUUUUGUUUGUGCAUGUACACUUUGUUUGUUACGUUUAUAUUUCGCGCGAUGCAAACUGAUUUUUUCGACAUGAGCUAUUAAAAGAUGUAAUCAUUUUGUGAAACAACCUGUCAUUUUUAUUCAUAAUAAUAUAAUGACAGUUAAAUCUUUUUAUGUAAAUUAUUUUUGAGCAUAAUCAUUUCAGUUCAUUUUUUUCAAUUGGGUCAUUCUUUAGCAAUUGAAGUGCAAUUUUAAUAUUUAGAAAUAGUAGGAUGUAUUCAAAUGUCCACCAUUAUUGACUUUCUCUCAAUUUCAUUUAGAAUAUUUUUUUAGAUGUCAUUAAAUUAAAUUCCAUUCAUUAUUAACUCUUAAGUCUAGAUUUAAAAUAAAUCGACCGGGGCAUUCUGUACGUGUUCAGAUGAAUAGAUUUUAACUUGCGUACGUGAUUUGUACUAAAAUAUCUCUAUUUAUACUAAUUAAAAAAUAUCGGCAAAUAUAUAAAUGUGAAAACUAACGUUCCACUGUUCAAAGAGUAUCAGUUCGUUGUCACUUUCUUCGUUUGAAAACCAAUUUAUAACUUCAUAAUUGACAGAAGGAGCGAUUUUUACGACAUCAAAAAUUACCUUGUUGCUAUGGAUUACCACAGUGAAAGCUUUAGUAAAUAUAAGGAAUAAAAGAGUAAACAUUUUAUUUUUUCAAUAGGUUUAAUUGUAAGUUUGGAUAACUUUUUUUUUCAAAAUAUAUUUCAUGCUUUUGUACUGUACAUUCUCUAGAUGUUAGGGGUUAAUCGUUUGAUGAUGCUUCAUAGUUAUAGAUUAUAGAUAAUUGCCUUUCGUUAUUUCAUAAAAAACUGGAGGUAAAAAGUUGAUUUGUACAUGUAUAUAGUAAUUAAUUCACUGUAAAUCAUACGUUCAUGAAAUGACAGAUCGUUUCUUGAUGCAUUUUCUACCAUUAAAUGGUUUUUAUGGUAUACAUAUUACAUUAUUUAUUUUAUAUUUUAUGAUAAAAAUUUAAGAAAUUAAAGAAACGACAAUGAA
Ruditapes philippinarum (Manila clam) is the source of this 2454-nucleotide messenger RNA. RefSeq lists its product as uncharacterized. The record is from RefSeq and is a predicted model, not a curated record. The coding region runs from base 556 to 1182 and encodes 208 amino acids. Lineage: Eukaryota; Metazoa; Mollusca; Bivalvia; Venerida; Veneridae. The transcript has a single exon.